Phycomyces blakesleeanus NRRL 1555(-) is the source of this 1068-nucleotide messenger RNA. RefSeq lists its product as hypothetical. Gene Ontology annotation, biological process: lipid metabolic process. The record is from RefSeq and is a predicted model, not a curated record. The transcript is spliced from 9 exons. Bases 1 to 1068 code for a protein of 355 amino acids. NCBI's taxonomy places the organism in Eukaryota, Fungi, Mucoromycota, Mucoromycetes, Mucorales, Phycomycetaceae.
AUGAAAUACUUUUAUUUUAUCCUAAGUGCUUUGUCACUAGUAUAUAUUUCCGUCGUCCACGCCAGAUCUAGUGCAAUUGAUGACUCAUACGCACCUUCAGCUGACUCAGGUCGAUUUGACAUACCUGAUAACAUUCAAGGCGGUGAUCUUGAUUGCGAGACAAGAGAGACCGAACAAAAUCUCCUUCUUCCGUUUGGUCGCCCUACCAAAGGAAAUGGCCGGAACGCAGGUCGUGAACCUCCAGCUAUCCGUGAACAGCUCGACAGCGUUGACGGUGAAUCUGCCAGCGAAGCUGAAAUCGAGAACCUGACUUAUUACACCUACUUGGUGGCCAAUGCUUACUGCCGGAACGUCGUCCUGAACAGCGACUGGAAUUGUCCUCACUGCAAGGGCUACGUGGAUGAUGUGUCGCUGAUAUACACAUUUAAGUCAGAAGAGUAUGAUAUGCGAGGCUACAUCUUGAGAGACGACAAUAACAAGGUCAUUAACAUUGUCUACAGAGGUUCAAAUUCGCUAAAAAAUUUCAUUUCGGACUUUCAAACCGACAAGAUAGACUACCCGCCUGUCAGAGGAACUCAAGUUCACCGAGGCUUUUACAAUUCUUAUUUGGAUGUCGCUGAUCUGGUUGUACCAGUGGCUCAACAGGAGAUCGAACUUCAUCCAGACUAUUCGUUUGUAGUUACAGGACAUUCACUUGGUGCAGCAGUUGCCAUUUUAUCAGCCUUGGAUCUUUAUCAAAAAGACACAAGAUUUGGUCCAGAUAAUAUGAGAAUAUACACCUUUGGUGGUCCCCGUGUUGGUGAUCCCGCAUUUGCUUACUAUACCAUUGGUACAAAUAUUCCUUUGACCCGAACAGUCCAUCGCUUGGAUGUUGUACCUCAUGUACCUCCUCAAAAUAUGGGAUUCCUUCAUGCUGGCCCUGAGUAUUGGAUUCAGCAAGACAGUGGUCGAGUUAAGGUUUGCAACACUCAAACUGAGAUUGGCGAGUGCUCAAAUUCAAUCGUUCCUUACACGACUGGUGAUGAUCAUAUAAAAUACUUCAACAUAGCCACAGGAACUUGCAAGUAA